GGUAGCGGACCAGUAAAAGUUACUGGAAGAAUCAGUGGCUUGGCUGAUGGAGAUCAUGGCUUCCAUGUCCAUGAAUUUGGUGACAAUACAAAUGGGUGUACCAGUGCAGGUUCUCAUUUCAAUCCUGAAGGCAAGCAGCAUGGUGGACCAAGUGAUGCAGAAAGGCAUGUGGGUGACCUUGGCAAUGUGACUGCUAAAGGUGGAGUGGCAGAAGUGGAAAUAGAAGAUCCCAUCAUUUCUCUUAGCGGGCCACAUAGCAUCAUUGGACGUACCAUGGUGGUCCAUGAAAAACGUGAUGACCUGGGUAGAGGGGGAGAUAAUGAGAGCAAAUUAACUGGAAAUGCUGGACCUCGUUUAGCUUGUGGUGUAAUUGGAAUAGCCAAGAGCUAAGUAUUGUACCUGAAAUGCUUAAGGUAACAGUGAUAAAUGGGCUGUAUGUCACUGCAAAUGCUGUACUUGCCCUUCUUUGUGCAAGCAGAAGAUUUAUCACUUCAUUACUACUCUGCAAGACUGACUUGAUUUUGUAUGAUGUAUAUUGCAAUUAAAGUGACCCCGAUGGAA
Messenger RNA from Balearica regulorum gibbericeps (East African grey crowned-crane), 561 nucleotides. NCBI's taxonomy places the organism in Eukaryota, Metazoa, Chordata, Aves, Gruiformes, Gruidae. The record is from RefSeq and is a predicted model, not a curated record.